GUUUCUAUUACUGACCUAAGGACUUCAUUUGCUCUCUCUCUCUCUCUCUUUCUAGGGUUUUUCUUUGCGAUACGAUGAGUCGUCAUCCUGAGGUGAAGUGGGCACAGAGGUUGGACAAGGUUUUCAUUACAGUGUUAUUGGCAGAUGCCAAAAAUGCAAAAGUAAAUCUAGAACCAGAUGGAGUUUUCACUUUCUCUGCUGCUGCUGGGGCUGAAAACCAUCUUUAUGAAGUGAAGAUGGAUCUCUAUGAUAAGGUGAAUGUAGAGGAAAGCAUUAUAAACAUUGGAGUCAGGAGUAUAUUCUGUGUAAUAGAGAAAGCAGAGAAGGGGUGGUGGAAGAAGCUUUUGCGUGGGGAUGACAAGACUCCACAUUAUGUGAAGGUCGAUUGGGACAAAUGGGUGGAUGAAGAUGAUGACACUGGUGGUCCUGCUGACAUGGAUUUGGGGGGGAUGGACUUCUCAAAAUUUGCUGAUAUGCAGGGAAUGGGCGGAGGAAUGGGAAUGGGUGGAGGAAUGGGAAUGGGAAUGGGCGGAGGAAUGGGAAUUCCCGGAAUGGGAAUGGGUGGAGGAAUGGGAAUUCCCGGAAUGGGAAUGGGAAUGGGCGGAGGAAUGGGAAUUCCCGGAAUGGGAAUGGGCGGAGGAAUGGGAAUUCCCGGAAUGGGAAUGGGCGAUGAUCUUGAAGACAGUGAUGAUGAAGAUCAAGAAGUGGAAAAACCAACAGGAGGACAUGAAAAGAAGCAGGAUGAAGCUACAGAGGGGAAGACAGAAGCUGCUCCAAUCACAUGAAGCAUGUCUCUGUGAAAAUUUCAGAGGAAUCAACUCCAGACUUUUGCUUUGGCAUAAGUUUGGAUAACAAGUCAGGUCCAGUACAGGACCAGCUACAUUCGAGUGUCUUCCAUCAUCUCAAAGCUUAAGUUUGGUUAAUGUUUUAUUUUGACAAGUGGUAGGUACUGGCUUUAGGCCAAGUAAAACAUUACAGUUUUUUUUAUCAAUUUGAAUGCCGUAUGUAUUUUAAAAGAUUAGGAUUCAAGGGAUUAUAAAUUUAUAACUUGAGAAUUGGCAUUAAAGUCUCAUUUUUCUAUUACUGCAACAGUUAGAGCUUUUUUGUAGUUUAUUUUUGUGCUUUUCUACCCUAACUUCUAUGGUUGAUAAUUCAGAAUGGCCGUGUUGGGGUGUGUUUUUUUCAACCCAAGCAACAUGCGAGUGAUUUCAUGAUUUUUAAAC
Telopea speciosissima is the source of this 1223-nucleotide messenger RNA. RefSeq lists its product as uncharacterized. NCBI's taxonomy places the organism in Eukaryota, Viridiplantae, Streptophyta, Magnoliopsida, Proteales, Proteaceae. Gene Ontology annotation, cellular component: nucleus; cytosol. Bases 75 to 785 code for a protein of 236 amino acids. The transcript has 6 exons. Gene Ontology annotation, biological process: protein folding; chaperone-mediated protein complex assembly. The record is from RefSeq and is a predicted model, not a curated record. Gene Ontology annotation, molecular function: protein-folding chaperone binding; Hsp90 protein binding.